Molecule: messenger RNA, 2123 nt
Organism: Girardinichthys multiradiatus
Lineage: Eukaryota; Metazoa; Chordata; Actinopteri; Cyprinodontiformes; Goodeidae
Gene: nek6
Product: NIMA-related kinase 6
Exons: 10
Coding region: 262-1191 (309 amino acids)
Biological process (GO): protein phosphorylation
Molecular function (GO): ATP binding; protein kinase activity
Source: RefSeq, a predicted model, not a curated record
CGGCAACAUCUGAGCUAGUUUGGAGGAAACGCUUGUCAUAUUUCCUCCCAAUCACUUACCUCAUAAACUUUUUCAUUCAGAAAGUUUGCAACCUUCGCAGCAGCGUGUGGGGCAACGCAGCCACGCGUUCAGCCAAACACGGAGCCUGAGCGGGAGAUAUUUGUGGCGUAAAGAAUUGGACAACUAGGACCAAUGUAAACUGCCGACAUUUCAAGUUCUCUGGAAGCAGGACGGGCUCCUCUCAGGUGCGUGUGUGUCAACAUGGAAGCACAAAACAACAACCAGUCUGCUUUGGACAAUCACAACAAUCUGUUCAAGCUAACUGCUCAGGAGGAUCAGAGAAAUGUAUCAAGCCUUGAGUAUUGCUGCAGUAUGGCAAACCUCCGCAUUGAAAAGAAGAUUGGUCGAGGUCAGUUCAGCGAGGUCUUUAAAGCCACAUACAUGCUGGAUGAACAGCUGGUUGCACUCAAGAAAGUCCAGAUUUUUGACAUUAUGGAUGUGAAGGCUCGUCAGGACUGCAUCAAGGAGAUUGAUCUUCUAAAGCAACUGAAUCACCCUAAUGUAAUCAAGUAUCUGGACUCCUUUAUUCAAGAUAAUGAGCUGAACAUUGUUCUGGAGCUGGCAGAUGCUGGAGAUCUGUCCCAGAUGAUAAAGUACUUCAAGAAAAACCGGCGACUGAUACCAGAAAGGACAAUCUGGAAAUAUUUUGUGCAGCUGUGCAGUGCCCUGGAGCACAUGCAUUCACGCAGAGUUAUGCACCGUGAUAUCAAGCCAGCCAAUGUGUUCAUAACAGCCACAGGGGAGGUAAAGCUGGGGGAUCUUGGAUUAGGACGGUUCUUCAGCUCUAAAACCACAGCAGCACAUUCUUUAGUGGGGACCCCUUACUACAUGUCACCAGAAAGGAUCCAUGAGAAUGGAUAUAAUUUUAAGUCAGAUAUCUGGUCCCUGGGGUGUCUUCUGUAUGAGAUGGCUGCACUGCAGAGUCCAUUUUAUGGGGACAAGAUGAACCUCCUGUCCCUCUGUCAAAAGAUUGAGCAGUGCACCUAUCCUCCUCUCCCACCUGACCAGUAUUCCAAGAAGCUGCGUGACCUGGUCAGCAUGUGCAUCAACUCAGACCCAGUCCAGAGGCCAGACAUUGUCUUCGUGCUGCAGAUAGCCAAACAGAUGCACAUGUGGACGUCCAGCACCUAAGUGCCACUUCGAGCCGACUCUGCCUAGUCUGAGGAACUCAAACCACUGGAUGUUCACUGCAGCUGCUGUUACAGAGAUGUGCCUUAGCUCCCAUUUCUCAAGAAAAACCUAAAAAUAUGUGCACUAAUGCACCAGUUUGUUUUUCUACAAACACUUACAGUCCUUUUGACAGGAUUGGUGCAAAGAGGUACCGUAGUUCUAUAGUGUUCAGCAGGUGAGUGUGAAAACCUCAUGCUUAUGUGGCAGGUGUCUGCAUUCCAACUGAUCCUCUUUGUCUGAUCCUGUAGAGCAGUCAAAUGUUUCUCUGUUGCUCCAGUUAUACCUUACAGUUGUUAUAUCUUCAGUUCUUGAACAAAAUGAUUGGGGCCAAAUGAAGUCUGUCCCAGUGAGUCAGAAUUGAACUCAUAGAAAACUUUGACUGUGAGCCCAGACAGAUCUGAAAUGUUUUUAUUCUUUAGAUAACCACUUAGUUUGGAUUGCUGAUCAAUUAUGAGUGCCAAUUUAGUAGGAUUAGUAAUCCGGGUCGGUAUUUAUCAAACUCAGAAAUACUCUUAAGAAUGAUCUAAAGAAUGGACUUAAGUGUAAAACAAUUCUAGGCUCAAAGCUGUGCUUAAAGGUUAGUUAUCAACUAUCGGAGUCUCACUUUAAAUGAAAUGUUGGACCAAAUCUUAAGCGUCAGUUUCAGAGCUGAUUUAUGACAUGUUGCUGUGCCGCAAAACUGAUCUGGGACGUAUUUAGACAACCCCAGGCAAGGACCAAUCACUGAAUUAGUUUUCUUACUCAAGCAUAUAACCAGAUAACAUUUUGAACAUCUUCAGAUAAGUUCACAUUCAGCACGAUAAAUUUGUAUUUAUUUUUGGUAUGAAGAAUGUCUGAAAUAAUUCAAUAUUUUCAUGUAGUAAAUUAAAGCCAGCUAUUUAUUGUUCCGACCA